AGACUCUUUCCUGGCCACAUAUACCUAGGGAUAUCUGUACUUUCAUCAAGAAAAUGACAAAGAAGACGAUAUGAAGUUGCUGAUGUGAAAUAGUGACUUCCAUAUCCAGACAGCAAGGUGCUAUCUGUAGACGUCUUGCUUUUCAAGCCACUUUGACCCAUGCUUCUGCAAAGAGGGCCUAGGUGUUGUUGUCUCACAUUACUAAAGCUUUAGCAAUCCUGUGUGUAAACUACAAACUAGAGGCUGACUGGAAAUGGCGCGACCAGUGCGUAGGAAUAAGAAAGUAGUCGACUACUCUCAGUUUGGAGAUAAAGAUGAUGAUGAUGAUGACUUCGCAAGUGUAACUGUCCAUUCAAAGAAAAAAUCAAAGAGAGAGUGCUCAGAGUCGAAGAAGGAGAAAAUUGAUCAUCAAAAACAGUCCCGUAAAGAUGACAUUCAGCCACAGAAGUCACAGAAGCUUUCACCAAUUGAGACAGUUGUCUUGGAUGACAAACUAUACAAGAAAGACAUGGAAAUUGCCUUAGAAUUGUCAGUGAAUGAACCAUCAGAAAAUAGCAAUAUCCUGCAAAAUUUACAGAAACAAGAUGCAGCUGGACACAAUCCUAAUCCCAGUCAGAGGAAGGGAGUCCUUACAAAAUCACCCACACAAGGCCUCAGGCUUGGCCUCUCCCGGUUGGCAAAAGUGAAACCAUUGCACCCACGUUUUGCCAACAUCUGAGAAUGGCUGUGACAUCUUCAGAGGACUCUAAAAUGAAAUCAAAAGAUCAGGUGGAGAAAAUGUCUCAUUUUUUAAAAGAA
Messenger RNA from Anolis sagrei ordinatus, 798 nucleotides. The record is from RefSeq and is a predicted model, not a curated record. Lineage: Eukaryota; Metazoa; Chordata; Lepidosauria; Squamata; Anolidae.